AUGAUUCAACCUCAAGUACUAAUUCAAGGAAGCAACAAACGUGCCAAAGGCAAGAAAACCAAGAAAACAGUGAAGCCUAAAGAAGUGAUCGAGGAUCCACCGUAUGCUGGAGAUGAACUGCGAGUCAUUCCUCCUCAGCCCACAUUGCCCACCAACCUUCUCAUGCCUGGUCCGUCAUUAGCAGGAAACAUAGAAGAGUAUCCUAGACCGUCUCUCCCAAGCUAUGAAGAGAUGAUGCUAGAUGACAUGUUCAAUGGUCCAAGCUCUAUGGAAACACAACCUGACCUAGCGCCUGUGAAAGUGUUGGAAGAGGGAGUAGCAGUGACCCAAGAUGAUCGAACCGUGGAAUGGUGGCCUGUGGAGGAACCAGAGCAACUGGCUAACAUGUUGGAGUAUUUGGAAGAUGAAAACAAACCACUGCAUACCAACUUUGUCCUUCCUAACCAAGGACUAGCCCUGUGUUCUGCCUGCCCGGUCUUUUUUGGAAGUAUGCAGAACAAGCAGAUUGUAGCGGAAGCCUUGUGUAACGAGAUACACUGCAAAAUACUCAAUCAGUGGGGAACCCUUAGCUGUCGUUGUGGAUUAGUGCCAAAAUUGCAGUUGAGUCAAACACCCAGAAACAUGCACAAAGUCUUCCUAGGCUGUCCCAAACCUCGAGAAGCAAGAUGUGGGUAUUUUCAGUGGAUCCAUGAGCCCCCCAAAACCCAACUAUGUACCCAAGACAGCCACCCGAAAAGCCCUAAAGAAACGACUGGCGGACAUGGUCAGUGACAGGAUGAGCUUGGAGAAAAAGCAGAAAACCGAGGGAGGAUUUCAAUUUCCUUAAACUGAUGUAAAACGUGUGAUUGUAUUAAAGUUGUUUUUGCUACGUGAGUGCAUGUUGUUUGUCAUGUUUUACCCUUUCCCUGGGGAGGUCCAUUGACGUCAUGACCCAGACUUGCCCGCUCCCUAGGGAGGGAUUGACGUCAUAGGGGUUUUGUUAAAUACACGGCAUGUGUUGAACCAUGAUCAGUUAUCAUCAUGAACUUCCACGGGAAUGAACCAUUAACCACCGAGUUUCUCCUAGUAUUUGGGGAUCAAGAGAAACCCUGUCCUUCGUAUUAUGGAAAAGACGAAGAUAAGAAAAAAGUC
Porites lobata is the source of this 1131-nucleotide messenger RNA. The record is from the annotation of a GenBank genome assembly. Lineage: Eukaryota; Metazoa; Cnidaria; Anthozoa; Scleractinia; Poritidae.